Messenger RNA from Dovyalis caffra, 933 nucleotides. The record is from the annotation of a GenBank genome assembly. NCBI's taxonomy places the organism in Eukaryota, Viridiplantae, Streptophyta, Magnoliopsida, Malpighiales, Salicaceae.
AUGGCAAUUCCAGUGAUUGAUUUUUCUAAGGUCAAUGGCACCGGCGAAGAGAGGACCAAGACAAUGGCUCAGAUUGCCAAUGGAUGCGAGGAGUGGGGAUUCUUCCAGCUGAUGAACCAUGGAAUUCCAGAUGAGCUCCUAGAGAGGGUGAAGAAGGUUUGUUCGGAAUACUUUAAACUGGAAAGAGAGGAAACUUUCAAGAACUCAACAAUAGCAAAGACUUUGAAUGAUGUAGCUGAGAAGAAAAGCGGUGAGAAAUUGGAGAGUGUGGACUGGGAAGAUGUCAUCACUCUCCUGGAUGGUAACCAGUGGCCAUCAAAAACCCCUGGAUUCAAGGAAACCAUGACUGAAUACCGAGCUGAGCUGAAGAAAUUUUCCGAGAGGGUCAUGGAAGUAAUGGAUGAGAACUUGGGCUUACAAAAAGGAUACAUCAAGAAGGCGUUCAAUGAUGGAGAAGAAGACAGUGCCUUCUUUGGUACCAAGGUUAGCCACUACCCACCAUGUCCUCAUCCUGAGCUAGUCAAUGGCCUCCGAGCCCACACCGAUGCUGGGGGUGUCAUUUUACUCUUCCAAGAUGAUGAGGUCGAUGGCCUUCAAAUCCUCAAAGAUAGGCAAUGGAUUGAUGUCCAGCCAAUGAAGAACGCUAUUGUGAUCAAUACCGGUGAUCAGAUUGAGGUCCUUAGCAAUGGUCGAUACAAGAGUACCUGGCACCGUGUUUUGGCCACCCCAGCGGGGAACAGAAGGUCGAUCGCUUCAUUCUAUAAUCCAUCGCUUAAGGCCACUAUAGCUCCUGCACCGGAAUUGGUACAAAAAGAUAACGAAGAGAUCAAUCAAUCUUACCCGAAGUUUGUGUUUGGUGAUUACAUGUCGGUUUAUGCUGAGCAGAAGUUCCUUCCUAAAGAGCCCAGGUUCGAGGCCGUAAGGGCCAUGUAA